This is a messenger RNA of Neopsephotus bourkii (Bourke's parrot), 5937 nucleotides long. RefSeq names its product NLR family CARD domain containing 5 (gene NLRC5). The record is from RefSeq and is a predicted model, not a curated record. Gene Ontology annotation, molecular function: protein binding. Gene Ontology annotation, biological process: positive regulation of MHC class II biosynthetic process; positive regulation of MHC class I biosynthetic process; positive regulation of transcription by RNA polymerase II. Lineage: Eukaryota; Metazoa; Chordata; Aves; Psittaciformes; Psittacidae.
AUGCCGCUGCCCCACGUGCUCCGCCGGCCGUCGGGCAGCUUCUGUUUUGAAGCGGACGGCGCUGCCCCUGUGACCGCCGGGCAGCGCUCCGGUGGGUACCGCGGCUGGAGCAGGAGUCCCCCUGCUGCUGAGUUAGGCAGUGUGCAGCAUGGCUGUGUGUGUGAACAUCUCUCACCUCUAUGCCCAUUGCUACCCUCUAACCACCAUUUCAGUGUCAAUCUAGACCUGAAUGUAGUCAGUGCCCACUCCCAGCUAGUGGAGCUCCUCAGCCACCAUCCCGUAUGGCUGCUCACGACCUCCCAGUGCUUCCUCCCAGGAUUGGCCCUGAAUGGCCUAGAUGGGAUCACCAACCACAAAGAAAAAGUGUUGCUCCUUGUCCUGGAGGAGACUGGCCUUGCCACCUGGAAACAGUUUGUACAGUGCCUCUGCAUGGAAUGGGACCUCCCCCUGGACCUGGAGACACAGCUCAUGAGCUCAGCAGGAGAAGUAUGUAAAAGUUCUGAUUGGGCUGGGCCAGCCUGGUUGGCAGAUUCCCUAUUGCUGACCAACCAGCCUGAAUUUGCAAAUAGUUUUCUCCCUCUGAUUUCGCCUCUCCAGCUGCCCAAAUGCUUUGCUGGGGAGUCUUCCUCAGCUUUAAUAAUACGCCAUUCAAAAUCCUCAUUUGACAUGUUUCUGACUUUUCAACUUUCAGGUUUUGCUCGAUGUCACCAUCACAGCAGCUCUAUGCGUGAGGAGGAUGUGAAACAGCAGCAGCUCGAUGCACCUAAAAAGUACCAGCAUCUCCUCAUGGAUUCUGUCAGCCAGAGAUAUGGAAGCUGGAGAGCAGCAGGAGUAGCAGUGUAAGAACAAAUGCAGCCACUGGCUGUCAACCAAGCCCUUGUCAACCUUGUCAUUUGGCAGAGCAAAACCUCCUGCUUAAAAGAGGGAACAGAGGAACCCCAGAGUAAGCCAGAAGAAUAUGUGUGUACAGUGAAUGUAUCCGAUCUGUUUUGUAGUGUGGUCCCAUCAGGCACAACGAAGGCGAUCUUUUUGUCUGGUAAACCGGGUACAGGCAAGACCAUGCUAAUGCACAGCAUUUGUCAGAAAUGGGUUGAAGGUGACCUACCUCAGUUUCUCUUCACUUUCCUGUUUGAGUUUUCAGCAGCUGAAUUUAUUAAAAAAUUGACUCUGAAGGAGCUUUUGUUUGACCUGUUCCUUCAGAUAGAAGACAGCCCUGAUGCAGUGUUCCAAUACCUGCUGGAAAAUACCUGCUGUACACUGAUCAUCUCUGAUGGGCUGGAUGAGUUUGCAGCUAACAUGGACAUGUCAGGCUGUUCUGAGGGAAGGCCAACCCUUACUUCCUGUAUUGUAUCUGAGUUCUUUGCAGACCUCUGUCAUGGGAAGCUCCUGCCUGGGUGCACAGUGUUGGUAGCCAUCAGAUCUAUGAGACUACCUGACUUCUUAGUAACUACAGUAAAUCUGCUAGCAGAAAUUUGGGGAUUUGACCAUGAGAAGAUUAAGGAAUAUGCCAGCCACUAUUUUCAUCAGCAUUCAUUCAAAAAGCAAGCCAUUGCUCACCUGAAGAACAACAUUAAGCUUCUCAGCAUGUGCCACAUCCCUGCUCUGUGUUAGGUUGUGUGCAACUGUUUGGAGUAUUUGCUCCUUAAACAUCAGAUGAACGUGGAGCUUCCUUAGACUAUGACCCAGUUUUAUAUCAAAACGCUUCUCAUCUUCAUAAGUAAACAGCAGGGAGAGCAUGAAGGUGGUGAGGAGGCUAAGCUGCACUGCAACAAAAAGGCCAUUUUGGGUCUCUAUGAUCUUGCAAUGAAAGGGCUGGGAAAAAAGCUUGUAUUUUAUGCUGGAGAAACUCCAGAGCACAUGAAGAAAUUUGCUUCCUUACAUGGACUGCUGACUGCUUUUGAGGUGAAGAUGAGUGGCGCUUGCCCAGAGGUUGGCCAUGCCUUUGUCCACUUGAGUUUGAAAGAGUUUUUUGCAGCAUUGUGUCUCAUGGUAAGUAAGAGGGUGGACAAGAAUUACUUGAGGAAGAAGUUAUUUUUGAAGUCAAAAUGGACUUUAAAGAACAAGGCAAAGACCAGGAUAAUGGAGAGUUUGCACAUCUUCCUCUCAGGCCUGUUGUCAAAAGAACGUAGGACAUUUCUCAUGCUGCUAGCUGAACAAGAUGAAACUUGGAUGCAGGAUAAGCAGGAUGUAAUCCUGAUUCUCAGGAAACUGGCAGCCACUAAUCUGACAGGGCCUAAGGUCAUUGAGGUCUGCCAUUGCACUUUUGAAACACAGGACCUCAAAGUAGUCCAGCACAUCGGGAGCCUGCUGAAUUUCAAGUAUGAGUUCAAAAACCCCGGACAUGUUGGCUGUGCUUCUGUCAUGAACUUGGGCCAGGGUUUGACUCGUUUGGAUUUUAGAGGAUGUCUCAUGGACAUUGACUGUCUGGAAAUUCUGGCCAGCUGUAAAAUUGUAGAGCACUUGAGCUUCCAUAGUAGGAGAUAUGGCGACGACUUUGCUGCUGCUCUGUCAAAGAGCUUAAGAGGAAUAACAAGCCUGAAGACACUGAGAGCAUCACAGCUAAGAGGAUCAUUGACUUGGUCAUCACAGUGCCCUCAGCUUGAGGAAAUAAACUUGCAGGACAGUCGGAUAUGGAAUCUGCCGGUGAAGAGGGCAGUGGAUCUGUUCUCCAGAAUGGAAAAGCUGAAGAAAACAGAUCUGAGCAACCACAACCUUGCCUUGGCUGCUGUUCUCACUUUGGCAAAGGAAGUCAUCACUUGUCAGAACGCUACUGAGCCGCUUGCCAGUUAUCAAUACAUAUAUCAAUACAUGCUGUAUGUUGUCUCUUUAGCUCCAGAGAAGAGGUACUACAGGCAGCUAAUUCUCUAUAUUGCCUUUCUUAGUCUCAGUCAAAACCACCUCUCUGUUAAUGGCAUUUUCAGUCUAUUGAAGUCGGUAAGUACCUGCCAGAAGAUGAUGGAUGUACAACUCAGCCUUUGUCGUGAGACUUCAGUCCUGAGGUUUACAGGAGACAGAGAGUUUUCUCCCCUUCCUCCUAGGGAAGAGGCUGUGUGCAUCAUUGGUGACCAACAAUACGGAGAGGACAACCAGACUCCUACUACCCCACAAAAAAUAAGACUGACAGAUAGUCAUUUUCAAGCCAGUGACCUGGAGAAGCUGUAUGCAGUCCUGAGGGAAUGUAGCAGCAUCUCUGAGCUGGACCUAUCAAAUAAUUAUCUGGGAGAUGAGGGACUGCUGCAGCUGUUUCAGUUCCUCCAGAAUAUGAAAAGGUUAAGUUCUCUCAAACUUAAUGGCAACCACAUCUCCCUGGACUCUGUGUUUUUCUUAGCUCAGUCUUUAUCUACGUUGGAAGACAUUACAAUAAUGGACCUCAGCUUAGGACACAGCCAGGUGGUUCACAUAGCCUUCUGGGACAGAAUCAGAGUCACAAGUACCAGCAGAUGGAGAAGUGAUUUCCUCAUGCAUCCCAAGCAUGAAGCAGAAGGACAGUGCUUUUGGAAUGGCCAUCCCAGGGACUCCUGAUUGGGUCCAGAGGAUGUGACCAGGCUGUGCCAGACACUGGCUGGAUGUCCCCAGCUGACACAAAUUGAUCUGUCUGGAAAUCCAUCAUGUGACCAGAGCAUUGAGACAUUACUGAGCUUCCUGCUGUAGUUCUGUCAUCUGAAACUACUGAGUAUUAGGAAUAACACAUUUUCACCGUGUUGCGUUGUCCUACUUAUCAACUCCAUCAACCUGUGUGAGCGGAUCAGAAUGGUAGAAAUCCAGUCAAGAGAAAAUGCUUUUUUGCAUCUAGGAGCAACCAUGAGAAGCCUGCAGGGGGUAUUGUUUAAUCCUGACUGGCUGUUUUACCUCCUUGAACUUAAUCUGUAUCAGGGGCGCAUUUUUGGCUUUUCCAGGCUGACAUCUGGCAGUAUUAUGCCAGCUGGAAUGGAUUACUUGAUCUUGGGCUUGCAGAACUGCCAGGCCAUUAAAGAGCUCAAAGUCCCACUUCUCCUCAACUCUUGUCCUGCUCUCCUCUGCUCUGAGUGCUUGCAUGACUGCCCGUGGGUAGUUAGUUGUUCCUGUGUUACUUCAUCUUUUGGCUUGGGCCACAUUAAACUCGGCAGUGCUGCUGUUCCUAAGCUUGUGCUGGGGCUUCGUGUAACACCAUCUUUGAAUAGGCUUGUGUUGAACCAUAACAGUAUUCGUAAUGAUGGGUGCUGCAUACUCACAGAAGUCUUGACAAAUAUGCACUACAUGGAGAAAAUCAAUUUAAGCCACAACAAGAUUGGAGAUCCAGGCCUGAUAACUCUAGCUGCUGUCCUGUUGGAAAUGCAAAACUUGAAGAGAAUCAACCUUUCAGGGAACAUUCCUAGUUCUGCAGGAGGGGUGAAGCUGAUAGAAGCUCUUGCCUAUUGCAACCGUAGGGAGGAGUUACUGCUAUCUCAAAAUGGUUUUGGAAGCAGGACAGCAGUGAAACUUGCCUGCUGUCUGCCUCACAUGACAGCCUGAAGGUGCUGCAGGAACUUGCAGAACAAUAACAUUGGGCCAGCGGGAGGCAUGGAGCUGGCCAGAGCCCUGGUGGCAUGUGGGCUGCUGGAAGAGAUCAGUUUAUCAGAAAAUGAUCUUGGGGAAGGAAGUAUCUAUGCCCUAUCCAAGGGGCUGCCAUGCUUUGAACACCUCUGAAAGAUUGACUUGAAGCUCUGUGGAAUCACUGAUGAUGUUUCAAAAUCACUUUCUCACGUCUUCUGACAAUGCCCUUCCAUGGAGGAGAUAAUGGGAGUACUGUUGUGGAAUGGCCUUGGAGAUGAAGAAGCCCGAGAGUUGGCCAGUGCUUUCACAGGGAUGGAAAAGCUGAAGCUGUUAGAUCUGGAGAAAAAUCACAUUGGUGUUUGUGCCACAAAACUGGCAGAGGAACUUGUCAAAUACCCGGAAAUUCAGUUCAUAGGGCUGUGGGACAAUCCAGUGCCCAGGGGCCUGGCUGAGAAUUUGACAAGCCAAGACCCAAGAGUCUGCAUCUCCUUCUAGCAAAGAAGAGCUCUUGGCUGACUGGGAAUUGAUCUUCGCCCCCCACUGCCCUUAAAAAUGGCACUGAAGAAUCCAGGAGAUCAAAGCUGCUACAUUUACAAACUGUAACUAUUAGGUCUUCCUCUGCUGCAUCAAAUCAAAUGUGAACAUUUUGUGGUGUUUUGACUUUUGUGAGCUUUUAUUGUACAGAAAAACAAAAGACUGUAAAGAAUUGCUGCUGAGCAGGCAGUGUUCUUGGAAAAUUACUGAAACUCCCUUCAAGGGGAUGAGAUGCGUCUGCUCAGGCAUUCAGAAAGCCAAAAUCAUAUUUCAUUAUCUUUAAUCCCAAUUAAAACGCCUUAUAGGGUGUUCCAAUGGAAGAAUCCUCCAGGAGAGGAUGUGAAAUUAUUUAUGUAAAAUUGUAAACUGUUGACCCUGUUCAAAAUAUACACAACAGGCUGUUUUAAAAUGGAGUAUAACCAUGCAUGAAAUACCUCUAUGAUUUUUAGAUGAAAAAUGGUGGUAAGUGAUUUUGUUUGCUUCACAGCAGGCUCCGUUUCAUCCAGAAUUGCCUCAGUUUCAUAAUAAGAACUUUAGGACUUAAAUGUCAAACCAUAGUCCCCAGAUGAUCAGUGUUUAUGCUCUGAUGAUAUGGAAAGGCUGGUGUUGCCCUAAAUUUCAGUUAGAAACUUUAAGGUACUAUGGUUGUAAAACACUUUGUGAACCAGGGGGAAUCACCACAGUCAAACAGAUCUUUGUUCACCUCCCCUGUACUGUCUUCUGAUGCCAUCCCCUCUUCCAUUUGAAUUCGUUUAGGAGUCACAAUAUUUUAUUUUCAUGGACUCACAGACUGGUUUGGGUUGGAAGGGACCUCAGAGGUCAUUCAGCUCCAACCCUUUGCCACAGGCAGUGAUACCUUCCACUAGACCAGGUUGCUCCAAGCCCCAUCCA